AUGUUUGGCGAUCUCAAGAACUUCAAGCAGAUCAUGCAUGAUCUGGGUUCGAUCAAAGACGCUGUCAUUUUAUUGAACAGCGUUUUCGAGACCAUGGACGCAGUUAUGCAACGCUAUAUCUACAUUGAGAAGAUCAAGACGAUACAAAGCAAGAUCCUCCUCGUCGGCGGCCUCGAUGGAGUAAACUGUAGAAUUCGGCGGAUGGUCGACAUGGCGCUGACACUGCGCAACAUUUUCGCGCAGCCAUAUCAGUUUGAAACUGAGACAGAGAGCCGGACUGUGAAUCUGAAUGUCGCCUUUGGCAUUGAGAUGGGUCCAAUUGUUGCUGGAAUUGUGGGAAAGAAAAAGUUUUGGUAUGAGGUCUAUGGAGAUGUUGUAAACACAGGUACCGAGUCGGCUAAAGGCGGACAGAUCAUUGUCACGGAGAAAGUCUGGUCGACAGUCAACGACAGAUUCCGGGGCAUUUCGCUCGGGGAGCGCGCCGUAAAAGGCAAGGGAAUAGUCACCAUCUAUUCGAUACAAGGACUCACCCCAGAAGCCCAGCGGGAGCACGAUGAGGCAGAAGAGAUCCUGAGUGACAUUGAUAUGGACGCCGUGUACACCGUGACCGGCAGCAAGGAAAACCUCGGCGAGGAUCGUCCCAGGUCUCGAAGCGGCACCAAAGUCGGCUUCUCGGACUCUGGGACCCCCGUUGCUGUGACCUCUUUCACUUCCCGGGACCGGCGAAAAACACUCUAUGGCUCGCUCAUGGAGAGCGAUAUCAACACACAGCGCCGCGCGUCGGAUGCGGAUACCACCAUCAUCAAGAUCAACAACCAGACGCACGAGAAGAAGUUUGAACGAGUGGAUGAUGAGAAGGAGAACGCCGACAAAGUCAGAGGCGCCAUCUCGGAUGUCAUCGUCAAGCUGUGCAACGGCAUUGAUCUCUCGGGCGAUGCAGAAGAGGUGUACUCGCUCUAUCUCUCCGAGAUCUACGACGAGGUCAAGCCCUAUACGCUCGUUUUCCGAGACCGCGCACUCGAGCGAGCCUUUCGUGAAGACUACUGUCGUGGGACAUCGCGCCAGUUUAUGGUCAGCACCAUCAUUGGAUUGCUCUGCGAGAUCGUGCUGAUGGCACUUUCGAUAUUCAGCUCCUCGCAAAUCCACAGCGGCGUCAUCUUCACCUCCCUCGGGCAGUUCUAUACGGUCCUCAUCCUGUUCAUCCUCAGUCUCGGCAUUCAGAUGCUUCUGACUGGAAUCGUGAUGUUCGAGGGCGACGAAGACGAGACAAGGUCUAGUCGCGGCCUGUUUCGGACCCGGAUGAUUCUGUUUGGGAUAUCAGCUGCAACCAUGUUCGUCAUGACGGUGACUGUAUCAUUGGUCUGGGACGGGAUGUGGGAUAUUCCGUUCUACGAAACGUGCGUCAUCGGAUCCAUCACAACCAUGUACAUCAUGCGCAUCGACGGCAUGAUAUUCCUCUACAAGUUCAGUGUCGUCGCCGCCGUCGCACCCUUCAUCAUCAUCAUCAACUUUGCGGAGCGCGGCGGUAGUAACUGGACCGAAAACCUAGCUUUCAUCGGCGCCACCCUGAUCUGGAUCACAACGUUUCAUAUGACCGAGCACUCGCUCCGCGCCGAGUAUCUGCUGGACCUGAUGCUCGAAACCCAGACCGAGAUGCUCGAGAAGGAAGCCGUCAAGUCCUCGGUCGUGCUCAAUACGAUCCUGCCAGAGCGCGUGUCGCUCAAGAUGCUGGCGGACCCAGAUGCAAUCGUCUUUGACAACUUUCCGGCCAUCACGGUGCUGCAUAUGGAUGUCGCUGGCUUCACUGCGAUGUCGAGCGACCUCGAGCCCCUCAAGAUUGUCAAGAUGCUCAACACGCUGUUCACGUACUUUGACCGGCUAACAGAGGACUACAACGUGGAAAAGAUCAUGACCAUUGGUGACGCAUACGUGGCUUGCUCGACACUAUCGACGUUUUCGGAUCCGAAGGAGGGAGCCAUAUCUGUCUGUGUGGUUGCCCUCCAGAUGCAGUCGUAUGUGGCAAACCAUCUCAACAAGUCCGACUUUGUGGUCAAUGUGGUCAAGAAGCCGCUGUCGAUGCGCAUAGGCGUUCACACAGGUCCGGGCUACGGCGCUAUCAUGGGUGGCUCCAGGAAUUUCCGAUACGACAUCAUGGGCGACACAGUUACAUUCGCCGAGCGGGUCCAGGAACGCUGCCCGCUCGACAAAGUCAACGUCAGCUGCACCACGCUCGAGUUGGUCAAGGACUACCACGGCUUUGAGGCCGACAAGAGCAUGACCGACGAGGUGGACGGUGUAGCCACAUGCGUCAUCGCCGCAACGGACACUCGCAUGAUCGCCAGCAACCUGCACAGCUUCGAGCUCAACAAGACUCCAUCAGGGUCGCCCCUCACCCGGCUCAAAACCUCGCAAGGGAAGGGGAAGAAGGACUCGCUCAGCAAGCUGUUUAUCACAAGCAACAAAUAGGCUGACC
Molecule: messenger RNA, 2473 nt
Organism: Polychytrium aggregatum
Lineage: Eukaryota; Fungi; Chytridiomycota; Chytridiomycetes; Polychytriales
Product: nucleotide cyclase
Exons: 13
Coding region: 1-2466 (821 amino acids)
Biological process (GO): intracellular signal transduction; adenylate cyclase-activating G protein-coupled receptor signaling pathway; cyclic nucleotide biosynthetic process
Molecular function (GO): adenylate cyclase activity
Source: RefSeq, a predicted model, not a curated record